AUGGCUACCCCCAGUGUCCUUACCUUUGAUGCUGAGGGUCGUGCUGUUGACUUUGAGGUCUGGGUCGAUGACCUCCAGAUCUUCCUACAAUGCGAUAGGGCAGACGGCCUCUCCCUGUUUGAUCUCACCUCUGGUGCCUCUCCUGCCCCGCCUGCUACUACUGACGGCACUGUUCGCUCACAGUGGGCCACACGCGAUGCUGCUGCCCGUCUUGCUGUGCGUCGCCACUUACCGGCCGCUGAGCGCGCGCACUUUAGUCAGUACAAUAGUGCUAAGACCCCGUACGACGCUGUAGUUGCACGCUACUCUUCCCCUGCCACUGCUGCUCUUAGCCGCCUCAUACAGCCGUACCUGUUCCAUGACCUUGCUGCCUUUCCCACAGUCGCUGACCUCAUUACGCACCUUCGCACUAGUGACACUCGCUACCGCGCUGCGCUUCCUCCUGAGUUCUGUGCCAAGAACCCUCCCCCCAUGUACAUCACCCUCUACUACAUAGUCACCCCACUCCCUGACUCCCUUCGCUUAGUCAGGGACCACUUCCUCUCAGUUUGCCCCACCACACUCACCGUUGACCUCCUCGAGGAGCGCCUCCUGGCAGCAGAGAAGAGCAUAGUUGCUGUAGGAGCCUCUCGUGGUGACCCUCGUACCCACGUCUUUGAGGGGUGUUCCCCCUCCCCCCUCUUGCCCUCUGUUGCUUCUGCUGCUGCGGCCGACCUCGUUGGCUUCGAGUCGGUCGGCGCUGCGUCUGCCCCUAGCGAGAGACGCCGCACCGGCAAGGGCAAGGGGGGCAGGGGCGCUGGAGGGGCUAGCGGGGGCGGUGGAGGUGGUGGUGGAGGCAGUGGAGGGGGUGGGGGUGGUGGUGGGAGUGGUAGCCGGGGGGGAGGUGUCGGUGGCAGCAGUGGAGGCGGAGGAGGCGGCGGCGGUGGCGGUGGGAGCGGAGGCGGCGGAGGUGGCGGAGGCGGCGGCGGCGGCGGCGGUGGAGCUGGUUGCAGCUCUGCACAGAGGAGUGGCUCCGGUGGUGGUCUGCGCCAGCUGCAGCAACGCACUCACCCGGGCAUUGAGGCUGCUGCUUUAGGUACUAUUGAGGCUGCUGCUCUAGGUGCUAGUGCGUCUGCUGCCCCAGGUGCUGGUGAGUCUGCUCUCUCAAGUACCACGUCAGCUCAGGCCUUACACACCUUCACCCUUGACUCGGGUGCUUCCCGCUCCUUCUUUCGAGACCACACCACUCUUACGCCACUUAGUCGGCCGGUUGCGGUCUCCCUAGCGGACCCCUCUGGGGGUCCUGUCCUGGCUCGCUUCUCCACUUUCUUACCGUGUCCGGAAACCCCCUCUGGCACCCUAUCAGGUCUCUACCUCCCCUCGUUCUCUAUGAACUUGGUGAGUGGUGCUCACCUACAGGAUGGGGGGUUUGACCAGUUCACUCCUGCGAAUCAGCGGACUCUCCUUUGGCACCACCGCCUUGAUCACCCCUCCCUGCCUCGCCUCCGAGGCAUGGCCUCCCGAGUUCUUGUCUCUGGUCUCCCCCGGUCCCUCCCUCCCCUCCCUCCGGGGCCUGCACGUACCUGCGUUCCCUGCGUCGAGGGGCGGCAGCGCGCCGCCCCUCACUCAUCCGAGUUUCCUCCGACAGAAGCUCCCCUGCAGACUCUUCACAUGGACGUGUGGGGACCCGCCCGCGUCCGUGGCCAGGGUCACGAGCGUUACUUCCUGUUGGUGGUUGACGACUACUCGCGUUACACCACGGUGUUCCCCUUGCGCAGCAAGGGCGACGUCACUGAGCGCCGCAUUGGCAUGGUCAUGGACGUCGCUCGUACGUCCAUGAUCCAUGCGGCUGCUCCCCAUUUUCUGUGGCCGUUUGCGGUUCAGUACGCAGCGCAUCAGCUCAACCUUCAGCCCCGGGUCUCCUUGCUAGAGACCUCCCCCACCUUGCGGUGGACGGGGAAGGUUGGCGAUGCGUCUGCGUUUCGGGUCUGGGGAUCUCGGGCGUUUGUCCGUGACUUGUCUGCGGACAAGCUGUCCCCCCGUGCUGUUCCCUGCGUCUUCCUUGGCUUCCCCCCUGACGCGCCUGGUUGGCAGUUUUACCACCCCACCUCGCGCGGUGUUCUGUCCUCCCAGGACGUCACCUUUGACGAGUCGGUGCCUUACUACCGUGUGUCCCAGGUAGACGCAGUCGAGCUUGUCGAGGUAGCUGUUGACUCUGGUGCUGCUAGGGGUGCUGAGCCUGCGGGUGCCGGGUCUGGGGGUGCUGAGCCUGGGGAUGCGGAGCCUGGGGGUGCUGAGUCUAGGGGUGCUGAGCCUGGGGGUGCUGAGUCCGGGGGUGCGGGAGCUACUCUCUCCGCAGGAGCUGCGCGAGUGGUUUUGCCUAGCGCUGGAGCCGUGCUACUGGAGCUGGAGGUACUACUGUUGCUGCUGGUCAUGAAGGUGCUCGUACUGGUGGUACUGAAGCUGCUGGGACUGAGGGUGCUGCUGGGGCAGCUAGAGUUGGUCCUGCUGGAGGUACUGCUGGAGCUGCUGGCGGUACAGGAGCUGACGGUCUUGCUGGAGCUGGAGCUACUAGGGGUGUUGGCGCUGGAGGUGCUGCUGGCGCUGGUGCUUCUUAGGGUUCUGGAGUUGGCGCUGUUGGGGCUGGAGGUGCCGCUGGUGCUGCCGCUGGGUUUACUGGUGCUGUCCCUGCAGUUACAGCCUGCCUCCCCCCUUUCUGCUCCUUCUCCCUACACUGGUCCUACUGGAGGUCUUGCUGAGCGUCGUGAGCCUGCGUCUCGUCUUGCGUCGCCUGUUCGUGCUGCUCGCACUAGUAGUCGUGCUCCGCAUCCGCGUCCUCCUGCGGUCCCGGGCACACACCAGAUGGCACUGCGUCCUUCCACUGCUCCUCUGCGUGUUCCGUUGCCGUCUCCUCGAGAGUCCUCUCUUCUUGUUCUUGCUGACCCGGAGUCUGACUCUCUUCGUGCUGCCAGUCCUACUGUCACGCGUCUCCUGGCUACAGUUGUCACUGACCCUUCCUUUGAGUCCACUGCUGCGUCUGCCUUAGUUGCUGAGCUUGUCGGCUUUGCUGCUCGCUGUCGUCUAGACUACGCCACUAGUCUCGUUGCUGAGUCUGAGUCUGUCUUUCCUCUGUCCGUCAGGGGUGCGUGUGCUCUUAGCACGGACGUCCUUGAGGACAGGCAUGAGGAGUUCCAGUGUUUUGCUGCUGCUUUGCCUCAUCUCGUGUCCACGCUGAUUGCCCCUGAGGGAGACCCGGAUGCACCAGACAUCCCGACUCCUCGAUCGUACGCUGAGGCGAUCGAGGGUCCCUACUCCUCAAAGUGGCAGUCAGCCAUGGAUGCAGAGAUGGCUUCCUGGAAGUCCACAGGCACCUACGUCGACGAGGUUCCCCCACCUGGGGCGAACAUCGUCAGUGGCAUGUGGAUUUUCAGGGUGAUGCAGCCGUCGGGUUCUCCGCCUGUCUUCAAGGCGCGUUACGUGGCUCGAGGCUUCAGUCAGCGGCAGGGAGUUGGCUACUUUCAGACCUUCUCUCCCACCACAAAGAUGACCACUCUUCGGGUGCUGCUGCACAUAGCCGCUCAGCGCGACUACGAGCUUCACUCUCUUGAAUUCAGCACACCUUUCCUGCAGGGCAGCCUGCACGAGGAGAUCUGGCUGCGCUGCCCACCUGGCUUCACUAGGUUGUUUCCCCGUGGUACCCAGUGGAGCCUCCAACGGCCAGUCUACGGUCUCCGCCAGGCGCCCCGUGAGUGGCACAACCCACUGAGGACUACACUUGCGGCUCUUGGGUUUGCUCCUUCUACAACCGAACCGUCGCUGUUUCUGCGCACCGACAACUCCUUGCCGCCGUUCUACAUCCUCAUGUACGUCGACGACCUGGUCUUUGCCACUACUGACACUGCUGGACUCGCCGACUUGAAGUCCGAGCUGCAAAAGAGACACACGUGCACAGACCUGGAGCACAUGGCUGCAGCGAAGAGGGUGUUGCGCUACUUGUGCAGUACGUCGGGCAUGGGGCUAAUGCUUGGAGGGCGGAGUCCAGUGGUCCUCACUGGGCACGUGGACGCUUCUUGGGAUGACGACCAGGCUACGUUGCGGUCGUUACAGGGUUACACCUUCAGCCUUGGCUCUGGCUCAGUUUCGUGGCGGUCUACCCGCUCGUCUUCUGUUCUCGGCUCCAGCUGUGAGGCUGAGAUCUACGCGGGGGCCAUGGCUGCACGGGAGCUACGCUGGCUCACCUACCUGCUGACUGACCUAGGAGAGCCGCCUCGUUCUCCUCCAUUUCUGUACGUAGACAACAAGGCCAUGAUGGCCUUGUGUCGGGAGCACAGACUGGAGCACAGAACGAAGCACAUUGCUCUUCGCUACUUCCUUGCUCGUGAGCUGCAGCAGCGUGGUCAGCUGCGCCUUGCUUACGUGGCCUCUGAGGCCAACACUGCUGAUAUCUUUACCAAGGCACUUCCGCCUUGUGAUCAUCAGCGCUUCAGUACGAUGCUAGGUCUUGUGCCUACUUGGCCUCACUUGCUCACUUCUUGA
Messenger RNA from Closterium sp. NIES-65, 4515 nucleotides. The record is from the annotation of a GenBank genome assembly. NCBI's taxonomy places the organism in Eukaryota, Viridiplantae, Streptophyta, Zygnematophyceae, Desmidiales, Closteriaceae.